Belonocnema kinseyi is the source of this 1311-nucleotide messenger RNA. RefSeq lists its product as uncharacterized. The transcript has 4 exons. Bases 83 to 1093 code for a protein of 336 amino acids. The record is from RefSeq and is a predicted model, not a curated record. NCBI's taxonomy places the organism in Eukaryota, Metazoa, Arthropoda, Insecta, Hymenoptera, Cynipidae.
GUACCUUCCAAGGACCUAGAAGAGGCUCUCUUCAUUUCUAAGUAGAACUUUCGUAGAGCAACAUUGAUUUCAUUCUUCCACGAUGGAAAAUUGUUUUAUUUUGAGUGAAAAAGGGAAAAAGCUUUUGGUUUUUGCAAAUCAUAAAUAUUAUAAGGCUCAUGUGGCUACAGAUGGGAAAGUGCGUUGGAGGUGUAUACGGAGCAAGGAAGAAUGUUGUCCAGCAAAACUACAUACAGCGAGCAUUGACAGUAAUGUUGUGAUUGACAAAGAGGGAAAUCAUAAUCAUGUAGAGGAUCCCCAACUUGCAGGUUCUCCUUAUGUAGGACCAGCUCCUGGUAUCAGUGAUAAACGGAAAUUUCCGGGAAACCAGUAUCAAAACCCGGCAAAAAUUUCGCACUCUGAAUUAAAAACAAAUCACUCCUCACCGGAUAUCACCAUUGUCGAUUGUGUUCGUCGUGAAGUCCUUCCAACUCAACCCCCAGAGCAAUUUGGGCUUUGUCAAAAUUAUCAAGUACAAGCCACGCAUGAAUUACAUUGCAGUUUGAAUGCUGUUAAUCUUCAAUUAGAGUUAACACGGAAUGAGAAUAGGAUGUUGAAAGACAUGUGCCAUCAAAAUACAAUAACAUUUCAAAAACAAGCAAAAGCCGAAUCUGACAAAUGCUUAGCAUUCACAGGAUAUCUCGGAAAUGUAAUAACUGACUUACAAAAUAAUUUACAAGAAAAAAUGAAGAUUAUUCAACAACAGAAUGAAGAUGCACAUAAAAUGAGAGCAGAGAAUGAAAUCCUCAAAGAACAAAUCAAUUCGUUACUAGGAAAAGUUGAGAAAAGUGAAAAAUGUCUGUUUGAUUUGAAUGAUGCUCUAGCCAAAAGAACAGAUGAAAUUAAUGUAAUUAGUUGCAUGAAAGUUGAAUAUGGUGAUAGCAAUGAGAGUAGCCAGGAAGUAAUUAUUCCAACGGAUCCUGAAAAUUGCCACGAAUGCAGACAAAAUAAGAUAACUACUGAGAAUUCUCUGAUAUUGGUAGAAAAUUAUGCAAAGAAAAUGGAUGAAUUGGCACACCUACUACAUAGCAAAACUAGGAAAAUUCAUUCAUGAAUGAAACUGAACUCAGCCAACUUGACUUUUAAGGAAUAGAAUUAAUUAUUUUAGAUUAUAAACAAAUUUUAUAAAAUUAUACCAAAGUUAUGAGAAAUUUAUUUCUUCAAUUUUUAUUAAAAGUACAUAUAUGUAAAGUAGUUUUCAUAUUGUUAAUAAAUAAAUAAUAGGCAAUAUUUGUAUUAUAUAAGAGGACAAUAAAUCUUUAAGAUCUUGCA